Molecule: messenger RNA, 2697 nt
Organism: Yamadazyma tenuis ATCC 10573
Lineage: Eukaryota; Fungi; Ascomycota; Pichiomycetes; Serinales; Debaryomycetaceae
Gene: GPH1
Product: glycogen phosphorylase
Biological process (GO): glycogen catabolic process
Cellular component (GO): cytoplasm
Molecular function (GO): glycogen phosphorylase activity; pyridoxal phosphate binding
Source: RefSeq, a predicted model, not a curated record
AUGUCAGACUUCGUCACACCCACGGAAUUGCCGCUGCCGCUGCCUCGGCUCAAGAGAACCAACACCGGGUUCACCCCCAAUCAAAUCAUUGCGUUGGACUCUUCCAUCCCCGAAGGGUCCAAGCUCGUAUGGCUCAAGAAUAGCAAAUUGAAACCUUUUAAUCCGUCUGUGUCAUACAAGGAGAGAACUGCCACAAACAAGAACGACAAGGGUACGUUCGAACAGUCGUUUGUCAACCAUGUGGAAACCACCUUGGCCAGAAACAUGUUCAAUUGUGACGAGUUGGCCGCGUACCAGGCCAGUUCUAUUGCCAUUAGAGACGAAUUGAUUUUAGAUUGGGCCAACACCCAGCAGAAACAGACGGUGCAUGACAGCAAGCGGGUGUACUAUCUCUCGUUGGAGUUUUUGAUGGGUAAGGCCAUGGACAAUGCCUUGAUCAACUUGGCUGCAAGAGACAAUGCUUCGGAUUCCUUGAAGGAAUUGGGCUUCAAUUUGGAAGACGUGUUGCAGCAGGAGCCGGAUGCCGCGUUGGGUAACGGGGGGUUGGGCCGGUUGGCGGCGUGCUUCGUCGACUCGCUCAGCUCCAAAAACUACUCGGGCUGGGGUUAUGGCUUGAAUUACCAGUACGGGAUCUUCAAGCAAUUGAUUGUGGACGGAUACCAGGUCGAGGCCCCCGAUUACUGGUUGAAGUACUCGAACCCGUGGGAGGUAUUGAGGCACGAGAUCCAGAUCCCGGUGGAUUUCUAUGGGUAUGUGUAUGAAACCUACGACACAAACUCCGGUAAACCCAAGAAGGUGUGGAAUGGCGGACAGCGGGUGUUGGCAGUGGCAGUGGACUAUCCAAUUCCCGGAUACAACACCGACAACACCAACAACUUGCGUUUGUGGCAAGCCAAACCCACCGAGGAGUUUGACUUCACAAAGUUCAAUGCUGGAGACUACGAACAGUCAGUUUCGGCCCAACAGGCAGCCGAGAGCAUCACCUCAGUUUUGUACCCCAACGACAACUUCGAUAAGGGCAAGGAAUUGCGGUUGAAACAACAGUAUUUCUGGGUGUCGGCCUCGUUGCACGACAUCAUUCGUCGGUUCAAGAAAACUCAUCUCAACAAUUGGACCAAGCUCCCCGACAAGAUUGCUAUUCAGUUGAAUGACACCCACCCUACGUUGGCCAUUGUCGAGUUACAGCGGAUCUUGGUGGACUUGGAGAGCCUUGAAUGGGACGAAGCCUGGGGUAUCGUCACCCAGGUGUUUGCUUAUACCAACCAUACGGUGAUGGCCGAGGCCUUAGAACACUGGCCCGUCGAGGUAGUGGGACGGUUGUUGCCUCGGCACUUGGAGAUCAUCUACGAGAUCAACUACUUUUUCUUGAAGGCUGUUGAGUCUGAGUUCCCUAACGACAGAGAGUUGUUAACGAGGGUUUCGAUCAUCGAGGAGCAUUUCCCCAAGUCGGUGCGUAUGGCGCACUUGGCCAUCGUGGGAUCCCACAAGACCAACGGGGUGGCCGAGUUACACUCGGAGUUGAUCAAAACCACCAUUUUCAAGGACUUUGUCACGAUCUUUGGUACCGACCGUUUCACCAACGUAACCAACGGGAUCACUCCCAGAAGAUGGUUGAGACAGGCCAACCCGGAGUUGGCCAAGUUCAUCAGUGAGGCCUUGGAUGACCCUCAAUACAACUAUUUGACCAGCUUGACCGACUUGAAGAAGUUGGAGCGGUUUGUUGAGGACGAUGAGUUUUUGACCAAAUGGGAUGGCAUCAAGUAUAAUAAUAAGGUACGGUUGGCCAAGUUGAUCAAAGAUACUACCGGGGUGGAGGUGGAUCCUUCGGUGAUGUUUGAUGUCCAGGUGAAGAGAAUCCAUGAGUACAAGAGACAGCAGUUGAAUAUUUUCGCCAUCAUCUACCGGUACAUCAACAUCAAGAAGUUAUUGUCGCAGGGAGUUUCUAUCGAUGACAUCAAGUUGAAGCACUUUAUAUCCAAGUGCUCCAUUUUUGGUGGAAAAGCGGCUCCUGGAUAUUAUAUGGCCAAAACCAUCAUCCACUUGGUUAACGCCGUGGGAGAAGUCGUCAACAACGACCCGGAAAUUGGAAACUUAUUGAAGGUGGUGUUUAUUCCCGAUUACAACGUGUCAAAGGCCGAAAUCAUCUGUCCCGGAUCCGACUUGCUGAACCACAUUUCCACUGCUGGAACCGAGGCGUCAGGUACUUCCAACAUGAAGUUCGCCAUGAACGGGGGUUUAAUCAUUGGAACCGUUGAUGGAGCCAACGUUGAAAUCACCCGUGAAAUAGGCGAGGAAAACAUCUUUUUGUUUGGAAACGUUGCCGAGUCCGUGGAUGAGUUAAGACAUAAGCAUACCUACAAUGGUGUACAAGUGUCUGACGCUUUGGGUGAGGUUUUUGCAGCCAUUGAAUCGGGUAUUUUUGGUGACUACAACGAGUACAAGGCGUUGGUUGAGAGUAUCAAGGAUCAUGGCGACCACUACUUGAUCAGUGACGACUUUGACUUGUUCUUGGACUGCCACAAGCGGUUAGAGAAGGUGUUUGGCCACCAUGGUGGAGAUGCUAAUGAUAAAGACCAUUUACACAACUGGGUGAAGAAGUCGGUGAUUAGUGUAGCCAACAUGGGGUUCUUCUCGUCAGACCGGUGCAUUGAUGAGUAUGCAGAGAAUAUCUGGAACAUGGAGCCAUCCAACGCGUAG